GGGCCCUGGGUGGAAGCCAAGCCAGGCCCAUAAAUAGGGGUCUCCCCAGUGGCCUCUGCGCGUCCCGCUGGCCUGCCUCACUCUGCCUGCACCGCUGGCACCAGGCCCCAGACGCCCGCUCGGGGAGAAUGGCUGCUCUGCACACACUGUGGAUGGCGCUGGUCCUGCUGGGGGCCCUGGGGGGCCUGCAGACCCGGGCCGAGGUCCAGGUCUCCGUGCAGCCCCACUUCCAGCAGGACAAGUUCCUGGGGCGCUGGUUCACCUUGGGCCUCGCCUCCAACUCGAGCUGGUUCCGGGAGAAGAAGGCCGCUCUUUACAUGUGCAAGUCGGUGGUGGCCCCAGCCGCGGAUGGCGGCCUCAACCUCACCAACACCUUCCUCAGGAAAGACCAGUGUGAGACCCGGACUCUGUUGCUGCGGCCAGCGGGUCCCCCAGGCAGCUACAGCUACACCAGUCCCCACUGGGGCAGCAGGCACGACGUGUGGGUGGUGGACACGGACUAUGACGAGUACGCCCUGCUCUGCACCUCUGGCACCAAAGGCCUCGGCCAGGACGUCCACAUGGCCAGUCUCUACAGCCGCACCCAGAGCCCCAGGGCCGAAGUGAAGGAGAAAUUCACUGCCUUCGCCCGGGCCCAGGGCUUCACAGAGGACGCCAUUGUUUUCCUGCCCAGAAACGCAAAAUGCAUAGAGGAGCAGGAAUAGGUGACCCCAGAAUCUCAGGACCUGGCUAUCCUGCUCUGCUCUGUUCUCCUCCAAGACCUCGAGACCCCAGCCCUGCCUCCUCCGGCCACCGCCCCUCAGCUUUCUCCCGUCUCAGAAUAAACUCCAGAAGCAAGUCAGCA
Molecule: messenger RNA, 844 nt
Organism: Pteropus alecto (black flying fox)
Lineage: Eukaryota; Metazoa; Chordata; Mammalia; Chiroptera; Pteropodidae
Gene: PTGDS
Product: prostaglandin D2 synthase
Exons: 7
Coding region: 129-704 (191 amino acids)
Molecular function (GO): small molecule binding
Source: RefSeq, a predicted model, not a curated record